UAUUUUGGCAGCAGCAUGCUGGCAGCUGGAUUCUUCUACAGAAAUUGGCUGAUGGUGUCACAAAUGAAUCAUAAAGUGACUGGAAUUGCUAUUGAAACAGAUAAUAAAAAUGUAAAAGCAGAGGAGUUUAAAGAAGCUAUUCUUAGUUGCAAGCACAAAUUUUCAAAAGGGAUGAGUCUAAGGAUAGAGUGGAAGAAAAUUCAGUCCCAAGAAGUUUCAUUUGUUUACUACAAUGGUGAAUUUACAGGUGAUCUUAGAGACCGAGCUGAGAUGUUGAAUACAGGAAUCCGUAUUAGAAAUGUGACUAGAAAGGAUUCUGGGACCUACCGCUGCGAAAUCAGUGCGAAGAGUGAAGAGGGGCAACGCCUGGGAGAGGCUUCUAUUACUCUUACAGUAUUGGUUCCUCCCACUACUCCAAUAUGUGUGGUACCCAACUCUGCAAUGACGGGAACAGUAGUGGAGCUGAGCUGUAAGGAAGCUGAGGGAUCUCCUCCAUCUGAGUACCAGUGGUACAAGAAUGGCAUUGCCUUACUGGAAAAGACAGGAACAGGCAGUGCUAGAACAGCCAACAUAACUUACACCAUGAAUAAAAAGUCUGGCACUCUGAUAUUUAACACUGUUUCAAAGAACGACACAGGAGAGUAUUUCUGUGUAGCCUCAAAUGGGAUUGGAUUACCUCAGAAAUGCUCCAUGAAGCGAAUGCAAGUUGAUGACCUUAAUGUAAGCGGUAUCAUCGCUGCUGUAGUAAUUGUGGCUCUGGUAAUGGCACUGUGUGGCCUUGGAGUACUUUAUGCUCAAAAAAAGGGUAUUUUACAAGUAAAGGAGAGCUCUUCCCAGAAGUCCAACUCUCAAUCUACAAGUGAAAAGGAUUUCAAGCACACCAAAUCCUUCGUUAUCUAGAAGAUUUCAGCCUCUGUGAGGGACAUCAAACAACUACUUGUUAUACAAAAAUAUCAAAGGGAUUUUUUGACCUCUAUUCUGUAAAUACUGUUUCCAUGUACUAUGCACUGAAAAUAGAAAUUGCUACUGUUUAGAUCUAGUCAGCUUAAUUGUGUAUGAUUGUUGGGGUUUUUGUUUGUUUGUUUGUUUUUUAACCAACCACAAAACUGCUUAACUUAAAGAUGCAACUAAAUGGCAUACACAGGUCAAUUUGUGUGACUUCUCAUUUUGUUGAUGUAUACAUGUAGCAAUACAGGAUUCACUUUUGCAGCUUGGAACAGUCUAUCCAAGUAACUUUCGUAGAUGACCUCCACCAUCAUCAAGGGCUCAAACUCUCCUGUAACACUGACUUCAUUCUUACUCAUCUGUCCACAUUAUAUUAGGUUUGACAGAGCCAUCUAGAAGUGCAGAAGUAGUUGCCCAAACUUACUAUCCAGCAAGGACAAAGCUGCUUGUAAUUGAGUCCCAAACAUUGUUUUAUUGUCUAAUAUAAAAAGCCUACAGCAUCUCUUUUACAAGGAAAUACCUCUUUCUGUAGAUCGCAUAUGUUACUUGCCAGUACAACUACAGUUGUAAUAGCUGGACCCUAAAUGGUAAAGUAUUACAAAUAAAUAGUUCCUCAGAGCCUUAAGUGUUUGUGUCAGUAGUUCUGUUACUGAAGUUUAUGCCCUACAACAUCAGUAACAAGUUUCAGUUGUUCCUGUAAGAGCAUCAUUUAUGUGUUCACUGAUGUAAAAUAAAGUAUUUGUGCCUAUGCAGA
Messenger RNA from Meleagris gallopavo (turkey), 1699 nucleotides. The record is from RefSeq and is a predicted model, not a curated record. Lineage: Eukaryota; Metazoa; Chordata; Aves; Galliformes; Phasianidae.